CUGAAACGUUUGAAUGAGAUCCGGAUCCGGAUCCGGGCCAAGAAAAUCGGACGCGAGCAAGCAAGCAAGCAAGAAUCUCAUCUCUGGAAGUUUCGAGCUUCAGAAACUGGGAGCAAUUGAAAACAACCCGAUCGAUCUUCUGCAAUUGGAAGAAAGACGAGAUCUUGUAGAGGAGUGUAGUAUAUUCCAUUCUAUCAUCUCUAGAGAACAGGAGAUGGAGAAAGCAACAGAAACCCAGAAAUUCAUAUGGGAAGGAGCUAUUCCUUUACAGAUUCAUCUUCACGAUUCUGAUGUCACCACCACGCCUCCUCCUUCCCCCGCUCUGAUUCUAGCUCCUCGGAUUGGCUACCUGCCUUUGUUAGUUCCGCAGAUCAGACCUUUUUUCAGUGACGCACUUCCUCCUGGUGCAGAUACUGUAUGGUUUGACUACAAGGGAUUGCCGUUGAAGUGGUAUAUACCAACGGGAGUUCUAUUUGAUCUUCUUUGUGGUGAACCUGAAAGGCCAUGGAAUCUUACGGUACAUUUUAGAGGAUAUCCAGGAAAUAUUUUGACGCCUUGUGAAGAUGAAGAAAGUGUGAAAUGGAGCUUUAUUAAUUCACUGAAAGAGGCAGCAUAUAUAGUCAAUGGGAACUGCAAGAAUAUAAUGAACAUGUCUCAGUCUGAUCAAGUUGACCUAUGGCGGUCUGUUGUGAACGGGAACUUGGAAGCUUUCCUCAGAGUUUCUUCUAAACUUAAACUUGGUACUGCUGGAGAUGACUUUUUAUUGAAACCAGAUUCAGUUCCAGCAAAACCCGGUCAAAAUUCUGCUGAAGCGGAUAAUUCUGGUUCUGUUAAAACAGGGAGAAUCCCAGUUAGGUUGUAUGUUUUUAAUGCCCCUGAGGAUUUCAAAAACAUGGAAGAUGCUCCAUCUCUCGACAGUUGGGAUAGCCUGUCUUACAUAAAUCGACCAGUUGAGUUUCGAGGAGUUGAUGGAAAAUACUUAACUUUACUGGACGCGGUAAAAACUCUUCUUCCGGAAUAUUUUUCUCCAAAAUCAAUUGCCAACGAUGAUGUACCUGGAUCAGAAGAAUUGAGCAGCGCUGAGGCAAUACAAGAGGCUGGAGAAACUUCAUUUGAGAAGAUAGAAUCUUGCAUUUUUUCUGAUAUUGCUGAAAUCAAGCUUCUUCGGAUUCAAGGAAUUGAACCCAAACCGGAGACCCCUUUUGCCUGGGUGGCAAACAACUUGAAGAACCCAGAACACUUCCUCCAUAUUUGCGUGUACAUCAGAGUACCCGAGAAUCCGUUAUAGUUUAGUUAACACGAUUUCACAUUUGGCAUCAUUAGACUUCAUUUCUCAUCAUUAUUUUAAAAUAUGUUUGACCUUCCUGUAUAUACAAAACUGUAAAAAGUAGAUACAGAGUUCAGUCAUUAUUUUCUUCAAAUAUUAUUUAUCCC
Messenger RNA from Impatiens glandulifera, 1434 nucleotides. Its product is annotated as autophagy protein 5. The record is from RefSeq and is a predicted model, not a curated record. NCBI's taxonomy places the organism in Eukaryota, Viridiplantae, Streptophyta, Magnoliopsida, Ericales, Balsaminaceae. Gene Ontology annotation, cellular component: phagophore assembly site membrane; Atg12-Atg5-Atg16 complex; cytoplasm. Gene Ontology annotation, biological process: autophagosome assembly; nucleophagy; C-terminal protein lipidation. The transcript has 8 exons. The coding region runs from base 14 to 1288 and encodes 424 amino acids.